This is a messenger RNA of Striga hermonthica, 222 nucleotides long. The record is from the annotation of a GenBank genome assembly. NCBI's taxonomy places the organism in Eukaryota, Viridiplantae, Streptophyta, Magnoliopsida, Lamiales, Orobanchaceae.
AUGGCAGUCAAUACCAAAGUUUCAUUCGGAGUAUUUGCAGCAUUUGCUCUGAUUUGUGCGAUCUUCUUGCCUGCGAUUCAGGGCCAACCCUUGCCGGCGCCGGCUCCGGCUCCGGCCAGUGACGGAACUGCAAUCGACCAGGGCAUUGCAUAUGGGCUAAUGCUGUUGGCUUUAGUGCUCACCUAUCUUAUCCAUACCUUUGAUGCUCCGUUGGGCGUUUAA